AAUGGCCGAAUCUAAGGCGGACGCCCACGCCAGCGUCAGCGACGGAGAUACGUAUUCGCGAGACCACACACCAGCUCGAGGGCAAACAGCAGCCAUGUCAAUGAACCGAAUCCUCACUGAGCUAUCGACAUUGAUGCCACAGACGCAAUUCCAUGACCACAGGCAGCAGUUGGACUUUGAUCUAGAUGCCGACAGCACUUGGCAUAGAGGGACGUUACGACAGCUUUCCACGACCGAAACGAACAAAGCCCGAUCACUGUUUCUGACGCUGCACGUCUUGUUCCCACACCAUCUUCUUCCAGCGUUGGACCUACUAGACCGAAGCCUGCUAACCCGACUCCUUUAUGGAGCCCAAGAAGUUGCAGAUGGUGUGUCCGAGGGUCAACAGAUGACGCCAGGGCUCGACCAGGCAAGCGAUGUCUUCUACGUUCAAUCUAGCUCGGCGCUGUCCGGGACAGGACGAAAAACGGCCGCUAUCAAUCGCACAGCUGUCUACUACGAAGUCAGGCUCGACAGUUGGAACUGCACGUGUCCGGCGUUUGCAGUCGACGUGGCAAGCGGUCUGAUGAGGAUGGAUCACGGCCAUGGGCAUAACGCCGUAAAUGAGGAGAACUAUGUUCGGGAUAAGGGCCAGGCAAGAUAUAUGGUCGAACCCUGGAGGUUCGGUGGAGCUUUGACCCUGUUGGCCUCGGACUAUAUGACCAACGAUGGCGAGCAUGACACAAGAGUCGACUCUGGUCACGGUGUUGGCGUCCCUGUGUGUAAACACAUUCUGGCUGCGGCACUGGCAAGGGCGGCGCCAGCUUUGUUUGGAGCCAGUGUGGCGGAAAGACAUGCUACAAAGAAAGAAUUGGCAGGAUGGGGAGGGGGAUGGGGGGAACUGGGUGGUCACUGUUGA
Molecule: messenger RNA, 898 nt
Organism: Exophiala mesophila
Lineage: Eukaryota; Fungi; Ascomycota; Eurotiomycetes; Chaetothyriales; Herpotrichiellaceae
Exons: 1
Source: RefSeq, a predicted model, not a curated record